CCAAAGUUUAUGUACUCGCUCUGGCAGAUACGGCGUUUAGACGACCCAGUUCCGGCCGCCGCGGUGCUCCGAGCCUCCGACGGCCGCUGUGGCCCUGUGGCGGGCGGAAGCACCCUCGGGCACUAGCCUUCUGUUUCUCCUCUUCGCGGCUGACCUGCAAAGAAUCCCCGAAAAAGAGUUGAGGAGAGUGUACGAGUUGGGUAAAGCAGAGGAAGAGAUGGUCUGGGUGUUGGACCCCGUCGACACAGUGCGCGGGAUUCAGAAGCGUUACAUCUUCGCUGCCGGGACGUACAAGGUCGGCCGCAAAGAUUGUGAUGUCAUUGUUCAAACUGACACAUCUAUAUCCCGAGUCCAUGCGGAGAUUGCAAUUGAAAAGAUGGUUGCCUGGGAUCCACAUUCUGGUGCACCUGCCAGUCCAUCAUUUGUUCGUGUAAUCGACCGAUCAAAGUAUGGCACAUUUGUCAACAAAGUACAUGGAACCCAGGGCAGCCGUCUGCAUAAAGAUGAAGAUAUGAUGCUUACUGAUGGGGAUGCUGUGACGUUUGGAACUGGUUGUCAUUUGUUCCCAUAGUGGUUUUUUUUCAUGGCGCAAAAUCGACACGAAUUGAUCCAUCAUUACAUGCAGUCAUGAAAUCUAUUGGUGCAUAUGCUACUCGUAAGUGGAGCAAUGAAUGUACACAUGUUCUUGUUGACGGAUCAUGUUCGUUGACACCUGAGCUCCUCGAUGCAGUUAUGGCAAAGAAGCAGAUCAUGUUGGGAGACUGGUUUGAGGCAAUGGCUGAAAAGAACAUACACACAGAGAUCCCUUCUUGUACACAAUACAUUCCAAACUUGACUCUAGAUGGGAUGGUGAUCAAAAUGGUGGAUAUCAACCUCAUUCAGAAUUUCCUAGAAGGCUAUACUUUUAUCCUGGGGUCAUCAGAUAAAUAUCAAUUUGGUGAGAAGCUCCAUGGAUUACUGGAAUCAACUGGAGCAAAAUACGUGCACAUUGACGACUUUUGUGCAAACAGCCAGGACUCAGCAGCUGGAGACACUGAUCAUCAAAUUCUUGUAGUUCCUGCACGAUAUCCAUUGGAAUUCAGCAAGAUACGUGUGCUGUUUACUUUGUCAAAGAUCAGUGAUAUUAAGCUAUUUGCAGCUAUAUUGUCUGGCCGCCUGGAAGCAACUUCUAUUGAACCACCUGCUUUCAUCGUUACAUCCUCGAAUUCCACGGAUGCCACUAUUGUGGCGGAUUCGGAUGUUGAAAUGGAGACAGCAACUUCUAAUCCUACUGGUGCUGCCAACAAGUCUCAACAUCACACCGAGAAUAUCUCUGACGAUGAAAAACAAACCACAAAUAUAACCAACGAAGUUGCAAGGAAGGGUAACGUUAUUCACCCAAAACACCCAGAGAGCGUUGAAGAUUUGAAACCGAUGGAGGAGGAUGUGAAGGUCAUAGAGAAAACAGCAACGUACAGGUCCACGGGUAGAGACGAGGAUGCUCGCAUUCUAAGCAAGGCGCCAAAGGAUGAAAAAUUAGACACCAGCAGGGAUGGGGCUUCUGAUGUCAUAUUUAGUCAGAAUCUGGUCGUCAGAAGAAGCCUCCCCCAGUCAGCUCCUGCCGCACCAGCAGAAAUCGGAGGCGUUAACUUCAAGCGCUUCAGGAAGAGGGAAAUGGUGUCUGGAAACAGCUUCAAGGACCUCAUUCCGUUUGCGCGGGAACCAUACAGAGAGUCGGACCACGAACGUGGCAGCACGAUGACCGAUUUCAUGCGGGAGGAGAAGCGGCAGAAACAAAUGGAGGCCAUUGCGGAGGAUCUCUUCAACAACGCAAAGUCCAAGAAAAGAGCAGCCGCUGGAAGUUCGAUUCACACCCUACUCACCGGCCACAGAUGAUGAGAGCCAGGCAGGCAGCAGGAGAUCACCUCUAUAUGCGAUCUGCAUGCUCAUCUGUUAGCCACGGCGUUAGAAGCCGAAUUAGUGUAGGACGGCUGUCGGAUAUGGAUUGUACCUGAGGUCAUGUUAGAUAUGAAUGGUUCUGAGGGAAAUAUUAGCUGUGAUUUUGGCAUUACGCGUCGGGCAAGUUUAGCGUUAGUCUAGAAUUUGACCAAACAAGAGGAUUUUCUCCGGUUGGAUGUUGCGAGCACGAGGGUUUUCUUGGGUUGAAUGUUGCAUGGUUAGUUCACCAAGGGCUAGUUUGACAACCCCAUUUUACAACGGAACGCUACACCUACGAGAUUAUGAUGUUUGAUGUGUUCAGCAGCC
Messenger RNA from Zea mays, 2244 nucleotides. RefSeq names its product Nijmegen breakage syndrome 1 protein. Gene Ontology annotation, cellular component: Mre11 complex. Gene Ontology annotation, biological process: mitotic G2 DNA damage checkpoint signaling; double-strand break repair via homologous recombination. The record is from RefSeq and is marked validated. Bases 628 to 1875 code for a protein of 415 amino acids. NCBI's taxonomy places the organism in Eukaryota, Viridiplantae, Streptophyta, Magnoliopsida, Poales, Poaceae. The transcript has 13 exons. Gene Ontology annotation, molecular function: protein binding; damaged DNA binding.